This is a messenger RNA of Syngnathus acus (greater pipefish), 2221 nucleotides long. It is a transcript of the gene slc7a7, whose product is annotated as solute carrier family 7 member 7. The coding region runs from base 507 to 2000 and encodes 497 amino acids. Gene Ontology annotation, molecular function: basic amino acid transmembrane transporter activity; L-amino acid transmembrane transporter activity. The record is from RefSeq and is a predicted model, not a curated record. Gene Ontology annotation, biological process: amino acid transmembrane transport. NCBI's taxonomy places the organism in Eukaryota, Metazoa, Chordata, Actinopteri, Syngnathiformes, Syngnathidae. Gene Ontology annotation, cellular component: membrane. The transcript has 12 exons.
UGCAUAAAAAGGCUCAAGUGCACGAGGAAGAGGAAGCAAGCAAAGGAAGAGGACACAUCAGCUCAGCACAUAGCAACAACACAACACUUGUUGAGCCAUCUGCAAGGACACUGGACAAGAGCCAAGGCAGAAUCUAACCUUGAGUAGGUGGACUUAUCAGCGCCUUCUUUGGACCUUGCUCCCACGCGUAUGUGGAGAGGCCACUUUGAUCGCUAGCAAAGAAAGUCCUGGGCUGCGCCUCUUCUCCUCGUGAAAGGGACUGGAAAUGCUAAGAACGAGGACAAUAUUUUAGAUUGCAGGGUGAAGAACAGCCUGACUCGGCAUCAAGCUCCAUUUGUAUUUCCUGGAGCUGUUGAUAAUGAACUUUGGAAAACAUAUGGCAGGAGACCAUUUGAGAUAGCCACAGACAUUUCGGAGAGCCAUUUGGCUUGGCCUGGUUCAAAUCCUAACCAGGCUGCAGAAUUAAAAAAAAAAAAAAAAAAAAGUGUGAGCCAAACACAGACGGGAUGUCCUUUAGUCCGCUUCCAUCAGAAGAGCCCUCCAACGGCCGCCCCCCGUCGGUCAAGGCCGAAAAAUCUCAGGAGUCCAUGAAGCUGAAAAAGGAGAUCUCCCUUGUCAACGGGGUUUGCUUGAUCGUGGGCAACAUGAUCGGCUCGGGCAUCUUCGUGUCCCCCAAGGGCGUCCUCAUCCACAGCGCCUCCUACGGCCUGUCCCUGGUGGUGUGGACGGUCGGCGGUAUCUUCUCCGUCUUCGGCGCGCUGUGCUACGCUGAGCUGGGGACCACCAUCACUAAAUCGGGGGCUUCCUACGCGUACAUUCUGGAGGCUUUCGGGGGCUUCCUAGCUUUCAUCCGCCUUUGGACAUCGCUGCUUAUCAUCGAGCCCACCAGCCAAGCCGUCAUUGCCAUCACCUUCUCCAACUACAUGGUGCAACCCAUCUUCCCCACCUGCAUAGCGCCCUACGUGGCCAACCGGCUGCUGGCGGCCGCUUGCAUUUGUUUGCUAACCUUUGUCAACUGUGCCUAUGUGAAAUGGGGAACCAGAGUUCAAGACUUCUUCACCUACGCCAAAGUCAUUGCCCUCAUUGCGGUCAUCAUCACAGGCCUGGUCAAGAUCUUCCAAGGUCAUACACAGAACUUUGAGGGCCUCUUCGAUGGAUCGUCUCAGGAUCCUGGAGACAUCGCUUUGGCUCUCUACUCUGCUUUGUUCUCCUACUCCGGAUGGGACACGCUCAACUUUGUCACAGAGGAGAUCAAGAACCCAGAAAGAAAUCUGCCCCUGGCCAUCGCUAUUUCCAUGCCCAUCGUGACGGUUAUCUACAUUUUGACAAACGUGGCCUAUUAUGCCAUUCUGCCCAUGAACGCCAUCUUGGAUAGCGACGCCGUCGCUGUGACGUUUGCGGACCAAGUGUUUGGUGUGAUGAACUGGACCAUUCCCUUGGCAGUGGCGCUGUCCUGCUUCGGAGGACUCAACGCUUCCAUCCUGGCGUCCUCUCGGCUGUUCUUCGUGGGCUCCAGAGAAGGGCACCUCCCCGAUAACCUGUGUAUGAUCCAUGUGCACCGCUACACGCCCAUCCCGGCGCUGCUUUUCAACGGCAUCAUGGCGCUCAUCUACUUGUGUGUGGAGGACGUCUUCAGGCUCAUUAACUACUACAGCUUCAGCUACUGGUUCUUUGUGGGCCUUUCCAUUCUGGGGCAACUGUACCUGCGCUGGAAGCAGCCAGACAGGAAAAGGCCGCUGAAGCUCAGCCUCGUCUAUCCCAUCAUUUUCUGCCUGCUCAGCAUCUUCCUGGUAGUGGUGCCCCUGUACAGUGACACCGUCAAUUCCUUGAUUGGCAUCGGCAUCGCACUGUCUGGUGUGCCCGUUUACUUCCUCUGCUGCUACACUCCUGCCCACAAGAGGCCCGCGUGGUUACGGAGAAUCAUUGCUCAGUCCGGAGCGCUCAUUCAGAAGGUGUGCUUCUCGGUUUUAACAGAAAUGGACGUCGAUCAUGAUGAUUGAAAACGCACACACCAACACACACAUGUACACAGCUCUUGUGAUGAACAUGGGUUUUCUAGGAGAUAUAAGUGUGGCAUCGCAUGAUGUGAGAGAUUUAUUUUUAAAUGGACUGCUUUUUUGAGAUGACAAUUAUUAUAUGUUACUCCAACCACUGUUCUUCAUGGUCUUUCGAACAUUGAGAGUGCUGGUGGAGCUAUUUAUAAUAAAACAAUGAGAAAGGA